UUCUUGGGCAGCUUAGCAAAAGUUUUUACCUUUCUGGAGUACGAGUGGAGGUUAGCGAGGAAGAAAAAGUGUAGCAAGGCAUGCUUUUGAGUAGAAAAGGAUCGAAAACCUACAGUUUGAAAAGGAACAAUGAAGAGAAAACGGACCGGAACUCUACUGGUUCAAUUUCAAAGAAGUUCCUUCGCACACCAGGACAAACAGCAGUAUCAGAUGAAAUUACGUCCCUAGACAAUGAUCAACGGGAAUGCCAGUUAACUGUGUUCGAAAAGAAAUUUCUGCUUUGCUCUGAAAGAGGUGAUGUUCCUGCAGUUCGGGCCUUACUGGAAAAGCACAAGAACAACAACCGAUUCAGUAUCAACUGCCGAGAUGCCAUUGGUAGAACUGCACUGGUGGUGGCCAUCGAGAAUGAGAACAUGGAGCUCAUUGAACUCCUUCUCGCGAAUGGGAUUGAACCAGGGGAUGCUCUUUUGCACGCAAUUAGUGAAGAGUACGUUGAAGCUGUGGAGGUACUUUUGCAGCACGAAGAAAAGAUCUACGUAUCAGGAAGACCUUACAGCUGGGAGGCCGUGGACAAUGAAAUGGCAACUUUCACAAAAGAUAUCACUCCUCUUAUCUUAGCUGCUCAUCGAGACAACUAUGAGAUAAUCAAGCUCCUUCUAGACAGAGGUGCUUCCUUGCCUAUGCCUCACAAUGUCCGAUGUGGCUGCGAUGAAUGUGUGGUUGCCACGAAAGACGACUGCUUACGACAUUCAAGGUCUCGUAUCAACGCAUACAGAGCACUCACAUCGCCUUCACUCAUCUGUUUAUCAUCAGCAGACCCUAUUCAAACAGCCUUCAAUCUCAGCACCGAGCUAGCAAGACUAUCUUCUGCUGAGCACGAGUUCAAGAGCGACUAUACUGCAUUGCGUCGAAAAUGUGAAGAAUAUGCUACGGCUCUUUUGGACCACACUCGUACGUCUUAUGAGUUAGAAGUGAUGCUGAAUUAUGACCCUAAUGGGCCUUCGUACGAAAAAGGAGAUAGAAUGAAACUGGAAAGACUAAAACUAGCCAUAAUUAGUAAACAAAAAACAUUUGUUGCACAUCCAAAUGUUCAGCAACUUCUGGCUUCCGUCUGGUAUGCAGGUAGUCCAGGAUUCAGAAGAAAAAAUAUCUUGGGACAACUUUUAGAGAUUUCCAAAAUGGGGAUGAUGUUUCCCGUUUAUUCCAUGGCGUACAUAUUGGCUCCUAACAGCACGUUAGGAAGCACAAUGAAAAAGCCUUUCACAAAAUUCAUAUGUCAUUCAACGGCAUAUUGUUUCUUUUUGUUGCUGUUAAUCAUGGCGUCUCAACGAGUAGAAACACUUCUCAUGCAGUGGAUCGGAACUGAUUUUCUUCUAGAGAAAAUUCGCUACGAUAGUGAACACGAAAGGGGUAAACCACCGGGUCUUGUGGAAUCUGCGAUCAUGUUUUUUGUCGUUGGAUUCGUUUGGGCUGAAAUUAAGCAAUUGUGGGAUGAAGGCUUGCUCAAUUACCUGUACGAUAUGUGGAACGUUGUGGACUUCUUUACAAAUAUGCUAUACCUUACCUGCAUUGGACUACGGUUUUCUGCUUGGUUUAUCGUACAAAGAGAACUUGCCAAUGGCUUAGAAGCUUAUUUGCCAAGGGAGGAGUGGGAUCCGUAUGAUCCGAUGCUCAUCUCGGAAGGAAUAUUUGGGGCUGCUAAUAUAUUUAGCUUUUUGAAAAUGGUUCACAUCUUUUCCGUGAAUCCACAUCUCGGACCCCUUCAGAUAUCUUUAGGUCGUAUGGUUUUUGACAUCAUCAAAUUUUUCUUCAUCUACUCCUUGGUGUUAUUCGCAUUCGGCUGCGGAAUGAAUCAGCUGCUAUGGUACUAUGCUGACAUCGACAAAGAACUUUGCUACAGUAUGCCCGAUGGGUCUCAGAAUCCAGACUACGAGCAAUCCUGUCUCAUAUGGCGAAGAUUUGCAAACCUCUUUGAAACCUCUCAGAGUUUAUUUUGGGCCAGUUUUGGAUUAGUUGAGUUAGAAAACUUCGAACUUACUGGUAUAAAGAGUUAUACACGUUUCUGGAGUCUCCUCAUGUUUGGUUCAUAUUCUGUUAUCAACGUUGUAGUUCUUCUGAACUUACUCAUUGCUAUGAUGAGUAAUUCUUAUCAAAUAAUUUCUGAACGUUCAGACGUCGAGUGGAAAUUUGCGAGAAGUAAAUUAUGGAUGAGUUAUUUUGAAGAUGGCUCAACAGUUCCUCCACCUUUCAACAUAUUUCCAACACCAAAACUUUUAAGACGAUUUUUAGUAUGCAAGGAGAAGCCAGCAUCAAUGUCGCUUAAGGUAAAGGAGGAACAGGAAAGGGACUUUAAAUAUAGGUCUGUGAUGAGGUGUUUGAUCCGACGGUAUGUAACAACUCAGCAACGAAAAGCAGAAGAAACUGGCGUGACGGAAGAUGAUGUGAAUGAAGUGAAGCAAGCGGUGACGAGCUUUAGAAGCGAGUUGUUCGACAUACUCAGAAAGAAUGGCAUGAAAGGUGUUGUCAGUGCUUCGGAAACAUUGAGUCGCAAAGAACGACUGAGAGAAAGGCGGUUGUUGAAAGAUUUCAAUAUUGACUUGGUAGAAAGUGUUAUGGAAGCAUUCAUGAAAGAUUCUGACACCAAAAACAAAUUCGGGCUCAUUCGUCGCUUAACAGGAAAGAGAGAGAAUGCGAAGAAAAACUGGAAUGCUAUAGUAGGAGCAGCUCGAUCCAGGCAAAAUCCAAUCGGUAGAACAAAUUCCGUGCACACAAGCGGAAGCAUCAAAGAGCUACGUGACAAAGUUUUUCAAGAAGAGGAACUUCCAAGAGCUAGAGGAGUUAGGAGAUUUGCAGCUGCAGCCAGAAGAGUUUUACACGAUCAAGCUACAAGAAGUAACAUGUAUGAGAAUACGAACAGCAUAGCAUCUAUCGAAGAAGAAGUUCCUGGCACGUUCUCAGCCAGUGUAACGCCUAGAAACUCAGUACCUCAAGAAGCCGUAAGCGAGGAAUCAAGAAGGCAGUCCACAGAUGAAUCUAGUCACUCAAAAUCUAAUUUACAAGUUCAUAAGCCAGAAAGUGCUGUUAUAAAUUUAGAAAAUACUCAAAGUAGUGGUAGCUCAUCAGGUGCGGUACAGUCUCCGAGUUUGAAGCAAGGUCCGAAGGUUCAAGGACUAAUUUCCAGGUUUGAUCCAUCCGAAGAAAUUACAGCUUCGCCAGAAAUACGCAGGCAUUCGGCUCCACCAACUGAUGGAAAGAAUGCAAGUGAGCAACUAUCGCAACGGAGAGGUGCGAAGGUUUUCCCUAAGACUGAUGAAAAUGUAGGAUGGCUGUGAAUGCACUUUUUGUCUGUAUUUUAAUAAAGAUAUCUAGAAAACUAGAA
Stegodyphus dumicola is the source of this 3379-nucleotide messenger RNA. Its product is annotated as transient receptor potential-gamma protein-like. The record is from RefSeq and is a predicted model, not a curated record. NCBI's taxonomy places the organism in Eukaryota, Metazoa, Arthropoda, Arachnida, Araneae, Eresidae. Gene Ontology annotation, cellular component: plasma membrane; cation channel complex. Gene Ontology annotation, biological process: regulation of cytosolic calcium ion concentration; calcium ion transmembrane transport. Gene Ontology annotation, molecular function: store-operated calcium channel activity; protein binding; inositol 1,4,5 trisphosphate binding.